GAGCCCUGCCUGCGCCCGCCCCCGAAGCGGCGCGGGACGCCUGGCGCCGUCCGCGAUCCGCAGGGCUGCCCGCUUAGGCUUAGGCCCGGCCCGCUGGCAAAGCCGAGCCGCAGCAUUUUAUUUCGUUCGUGGUUUCCGCACAGGCUGGAGUUUCGUGGGUUGGGUCGUACUUGGGACCUCGGCGAAGAGGACCCGUUUAUUUUUUUUUCUUUCCAAAAUGGCAGCCUCCAGUCGCGCACAAGUGUUAUCUCUGUACCGGGCGAUGCUGAGAGAGAGCAAGCGUUUCAGCGCCUACAAUUACAGAACAUAUGCUGUCAGGAGGAUAAGAGAUGCCUUCAGAGAAAAUAAAAAUGUAAAGGAUCCUGUAGAAAUUCAAACCCUAGUGAAUAAAGCCAAGAGAGACCUUGGAGUAAUUCGUCGACAGAGACACUCAAACUGGGAUUCUGGUCAUGGCCAGGUGACUGCCAUGAGGACAGAGGCAUCUGGCGUUAGUUCCUGGAUGAAGGCUGUACAGGAAGCAUGGUGCCAGCAUCUGCUUCUGCUAAGGGGUUCAGGCUGCUUCCGCUCAUGGCAGAAGGCGCAGGGGAGCCGGCGAGUCACAUGGUGAGAGAGGAAGCAAGAGAGAGAGGAGGAGAUGCCAGGCUCUUUUUAACAAUCAGUUCUCAUGGGAACUCAGAAGAGCAAGAACUCAUUCAUUACUGCAAGGAUGACUCCAAGCCAUUCAUGAGGGACCAGAUUCCAUAACCCAAACACCGCCCACCAGGCCCCAUCUCCCACACUGGGGAUCACAUUUCAACAUGAGACUUGGAUGGGACAAACAUCCAAACUGUAUCAGACAUCAUCUCACGAAUCCACAAAUUUAGCUGCUUUCCCUUCUUUUCUGUAGUUUCACAACCUACUAUAGAAGCACUUUCUAGAGGGGCCUGCAGAAGUGAAUUUCCUCUUCCAUGGCCUCGAUGUAUUUGGCUGUUGAUUCAGUAUCACUGAACUUACUGCCAACAGCACUACAACUCACGCUGAAGGCACCUCAUCCAGCACAGGUAUUGUCUCCACAGGCACAUCGCAGCCUCCUGCACUCAGAGACAGUAGACAGCACUUCAGCACCGUGCCUGGGGACAUUUUAAACAGCAAAAUCACCAACAAAAGUACAAAAAUGCAAAAGCAUGGCUCUGGAUAGACAGCAGGAAGGACCACUUGUUUCUAGUGUGAGAGCUGGGACAAGAAAGCAGAGGGGUCACCUUGCUUCACCUCAGCCGGGAACAGAUGCCUUGGACUACUCAGAUUUUUUCCCUGCUCUGUACAAGUCUGUGAAUCACUGUGAAGCCACAAGUAUUGAUUUGGUUUACAAACACAUUUUAGUGAAGAGGUGAAUUUGCAGGUAUGGAAUCUAGAAAUAAUGAGAUCGGACUGUAAGGCUGGAGACGAAGAUGGAGAGGCUGCUGCCAAGUGACAGGCUGGCUCUUGUCCCAGAAGCUGUGGACUGCCACUGGAGUGUUUCAAGCAAGGGAGUGGCUUGAUCUGUGUUGUAGGAACAGCACCUUUUCUCAACUUAAAAGUGUGGCUUGAAGAGAGGAAGACGGGAGACUGGUUAGGAGAUGGAUGUAUCCAGGUGAGGAUGAGGGUGGGUGAACGGAGCCAGGGAUAGAGGUCCUCAGGGGAGCUGACCUGAGACCCCUGUGAGUCUCGGGUCCUGGCAAUGGGGCGGCGGUGAGUGGUGAGGGGGAGGCAUUGAGGACAGCGCCCGGGGUCCCCGGCUGGGGCACAUGCUGGGGUGUAGGGCAGUGGUCAAGGGCCCUAGCCUUGCAGUCAGACACCCCUGGCGGGCUGUGUGGCUUAGACAUGCUCCUCCACUUCCCUAAGCCUAGUUGUUUCAUGUCUAGCAUAAAGAUUCCGUGUGGCAGGAAGAACACACCCCCGGGAGUGAUUCUGAGAUUGAAAUGAGUGCUGGUGCUUUUCACCUAAACAAGGAAAACGGGGAGAGAAGCAGUAUGUGGGGUGGGAGGGAGAAGAGUCUGUCUGGGCGUGGGGAUUUGGACGUGCCUCUGGACACCCAUGGACAAAUAUCCUGAGGCCAUCUGAUGUUUUCCGGGGGCCACGGGAGUGGGGGAGGGGAAGGUGGGGCGGAGACACAGACUUGGGCAUUACCAGCAGGCAGGGGGCUGCUACCGCCAUGAAGAGUGGGCAGUGCCAGGAUCAGAGGGCCGGGGUAAAGCCUGCGGAAUUCCCACAUUUCAGAAGAGGCUGGGAAGGAGGUCAAGGAAGAGCAGCAGGAGGAGGAGAAAGCAGGAGGGUGUGGAGGGACGGGAGGCGGGGAGGAGGAAUUCCAGGAGGGAGUGGCCGGGGUGACUGUUCUGAAAGCAUGGACUGGAAGCCACAGCACAUUUGGGCUGCAAGGAACCCGAGAGAUCUUCUAGUCUAAUCCUCUUUCAGUCUCCAUCCCCGUCCGGAUGAAGACAGCGAGAUCCAAAAGUAAAGUCAGUUGUACUGUGACUUCCUAGCAGGAUACCCUAACUCCUAAUUCAUAAUAAAACUACAGACAUUCUCAAUUCAAAAUUCUUCCUAUUCAGUCACACUGGACUUUCUCCCAAUGUGACAAAAUUAUUGAGAUUUUAUUGACUUACUGAACAACUGUGGUCUUUGCCAUGUACUAAGAUACUGUGUAGUCAAACUGCGCCUCUGAAAUCUAUUUUUAUUGUACAUUUAACAAAUUUUGCUGUAAACAAUAAGUUUAAAAACAAUAGUCAUAACUCAUUAAACUGUAUCUUUUAAUUUUAAUAUGUUAUUAUACCUCAAUGAAACUCAGUUUUAAAAAACAGUGAAUAAAAAGUUGAGCUAUUAAAACUAAAAAGUAAUUAUUUGCUAGUUUGUAUACACAGACCCAAGAAAUAGAAAUAUAGGAAUAUUUGGAACUUGCUCCUUCUUACAGCCUUGAGGGAACCGCUUAUCCCUUAUUACGCCUUGGUUUCCCUCAAUGAAACUAGAAAAUAUUACCUUGCAAGACGCUCAUAGUUAAUUAAUACGUAUGAAGCUCUUGAAUCUAAAUAUUAAAUACUUGAUGAUAUUGUCUGGUAAAUAUUAUCUAACUGCAUUUAUAAAUACUAGCAUUUUUACAGCCUAGUGGUAAUUACAAAGUAUAGCCCAUUUAAAAUGAAUACAAAUAUGUGCAUAUAUAUUUUUCCUGUGAAAGUAGGAAAAGAAAGUUGAAAUUAUGCAAGAACAAAGUAGAAAAAUAUGCCUCUCAUAUAAGAUUGAGUGUUUCCAUUGAUCAAUAUAAUUUUUAAAAUGUUGUGAUGAUUCUUUUUUUCACUUAAUUGGCUAUGUCAUUUGCACUCUACCUAAGUGAGAUAUUAAUAAAUUGUAUAUGAUGUAAAUAACAGGAAACAAGAAGAACUGCUGGCCUUAUUCAUAGUUAAUAAAGAGAACCAGAUGAUGAAA
Homo sapiens (human) is the source of this 3435-nucleotide messenger RNA. RefSeq names its product LYR motif containing 4 (gene LYRM4). Gene Ontology annotation, cellular component: nucleus; mitochondrial [2Fe-2S] assembly complex; mitochondrion. Bases 218 to 607 code for a protein of 129 amino acids. Lineage: Eukaryota; Metazoa; Chordata; Mammalia; Primates; Hominidae. The record is from RefSeq and is a predicted model, not a curated record. The transcript is spliced from 4 exons. Gene Ontology annotation, biological process: iron-sulfur cluster assembly.